Messenger RNA from Colossoma macropomum (tambaqui), 511 nucleotides. It is a transcript of the gene s100a10b, whose product is annotated as S100 calcium binding protein A10b. NCBI's taxonomy places the organism in Eukaryota, Metazoa, Chordata, Actinopteri, Characiformes, Serrasalmidae. The transcript is spliced from 3 exons. Gene Ontology annotation, molecular function: calcium ion binding. The record is from RefSeq and is a predicted model, not a curated record. The coding region runs from base 143 to 427 and encodes 94 amino acids. Gene Ontology annotation, cellular component: cytoplasm.
GCCGGAGAAGCACACUGCGCAUGCGCAGCGUUCGGGCGGUGCCUGAGUAUAAAGUCUCCUGCAAACAUUGGCAUUUUUCCCCUGCAAGGCAAAAAUCCCUGCUCUCACAGUUCCUCUCCGUCUUCAACAAGCGUGAGCCACCAUGCCGUCUGAUCUGGAGAGAGCGAUGGAAACCCUCAUCACAGUGUUCCACCGUUACGCGGGGAAAGAGGGCAACAGCAACACGCUGAGCCGCAGAGAGCUCAGACAGCUCAUGGAGGCCGAGCUCGCCAGCUUCUUAAAGGCUCAGAAAGACCCUGCCACAGUGGAUAAGAUAAUGAAGGAUUUGGACACUAACGGAGACGGAGAGGUCAGCUUUGAAGAGUUUGUGGCGCUGGUGGUCGGUCUGUCCAUCGCCUGCGAACAGUGCUACCAGGUGAAGAAGUAAAAGAAGGAUGAGAGAGAAGAAAGUCGGGUUUUCUACUGAGUCAUUUUAUAAAUGAGCUUUAAUAAACACCACUGCGAACAACAA